This is a messenger RNA of Pseudogymnoascus verrucosus, 4791 nucleotides long. RefSeq names its product Bud site selection protein bud4 (gene BUD4). The record is from RefSeq and is a predicted model, not a curated record. NCBI's taxonomy places the organism in Eukaryota, Fungi, Ascomycota, Leotiomycetes, Thelebolales, Thelebolaceae. The transcript is spliced from 6 exons. Bases 307 to 4470 code for a protein of 1387 amino acids. Gene Ontology annotation, molecular function: GTP binding.
AAAGCGCACGAUACACUCACCCUUCGCAUCCACAGUCGGCAUACGUAUGAGGAACAUUUGAUAUACCGGACCAAUCUUUCAUGUUCUGUGGUUUACUACUCUGAAAACAAUACGGUCUUUUUGUCUCAAACAAUUCCAAGACAUACUCGAGGUCUUAGUCCACGCACCAUCUCGCCGUCUUCACCUUGUUGUCCUCACUCUUCGCAUGCUGCAGACUCCUGCAUACAACAACCCCAAAGCAUUGCUUGCUUGAAACAAUACAAAUAUACCCUCGUGGCCUCUAGCUCGAGAUUGAAUGAAGCAACAAUGACAUCGCAACCAGUACAUCCGCUCAGGAUUCAAAAGAGCACACCAAACACAUCUCCUGUCAAGAUGGGGAGCUCAAUUCCUCGCGCUUUAACUGAAUUGGCACCUACUGAGAGGAGGCAAAACUCCCCAAGCUACAACCAAGGCUCUCCAAAAAAAAUGGCUAUCAAUAUGGAUUCGUCUCCAUUCCAAUCUUCCCCCUUCAAUACGUCAGAGGGGAACUCGUCGCCACGACUAUUCUGGCAAGGUCGUGACCCAGCGACUCCCAGUAAUCGAUUCAACUCGGAGAAUGGCAUAUUUGGAAAGAGGGAAAUGUCGCCAUCGCCAACGAGGCGAUCGUCGAUUGAGAGACUCCAACGUGCCUCGCGAGUCAAGAACAGCAACAUGUUUGCUCGUGAGCAGAAGCAAGAAUAUGACCCAACAUCAAUUCCAAACAUUGAGCGACCACUUGCGAAGCAAAUCCAAGGAAACGCAUAUGGCGGCCAGGGAUUAGAUGGAUUGCGCUCUGAGGAGCGAGGACGUGCAUUCGGACAUGGCCGAGCCCCAAGCAAAGACAUUGUCUCGCCAUACUCGCCGACGAAGCUUCCACUUACAUCAACUGUGGUACGAGAAUCGCCGACAAAAGAGCAAACUUCACCAAUGAAGUCAUCGCUUGCGACUACCCGCUUUGGCUCAAAAUUGCCAUAUGAUGAAGACAAAAUCAGCUCGCCAGAAUACUCAGGCGGCGAACACGAGCUUCCAGAAGGCCGCAGCCUACACCGUCAUGCGAAGAGCGUUACCUUUGAUGCAGCACCUCAAAUUAACGAGUACGAAAUGGUAACUCCGGAUCUAUCCUCUGUCGGAACCAAUUCCAGAGAGAACAGCUACGACUCAGCCGAGGAUGACGACGAAGAGAGUUACAAUAGAUCUGGCUCGUUGGAGCUAGAUGACAGCUUCGACGCAUCACUCGAAGAUACGGAUAAAACUCCAGUUGUCGGACCGGAUGACUGGCGCUUUUCCAACAACGGAGGCAGCUCGGACCCAUUUGGUGCCCAGCUGGAACCUUCGAGCCCUCUCACUGGGUCUGAAAUAUCAUCCCCUACAGUGACCAGGAAUAUUAGCGCAGAUCAUCGCCCACUACCACCACUUCCAGGUACCUCAGAGAAGAGGAAUUCGGGACUCUUUGCGGCGGCUGAACGAGCUAGCAAUGUCACAAGAGGCACUGCGGUUCCGGCAGCUUCCUUCAGCAAGACCGAUAUCCAAGGUUUAACCGGAGGGCGCAUGCCGCUUGAAGAACGUCUUCGUCUGAUGAUGAUCCAGGAUGACGACAAAGCUAAGCCAGUGGCAGAGACUCAACGAGAGCGUCGAAUGAGACGUGGCGGUGCGCGUGACCGAUGCAGCGCAACGCCAGAAGUGGAUGAUGGCGAAAUCAAAAUUCACGAAGAUGAAGAUACUCUUGCGGAUCUAGGCGAAUAUCAGCUCCCAGAGCGAGUCUCCAGGGAGUCUAUUCUGCGCAAGGUCAACGGCCACGAUGCGUUUACACUGGACUCAGAGUACAACUUUUCCUCUCCACCGCCAAGUUCUCGACAGGAGCGCACAACUGUACCAGACCCUGAUGUGGCUAUUCCAUCCACCGAGGAUGUCACGAUCGCCGAUGAUGACAGCAGCGUGAUUAUUAAGCCUGAAGAAGAAGAUUCGGAGAUUGAUGUCUACGACAUUCCCGAGAUGUAUCAGGGACGCCCCGAAUCUCGAGUAGAAGACUAUGACAUUAACAAUUCUGUCGUCCGCGAUGACUCUGUCGUUCGCGAGGGUGAAGAUCUGGAGAGCCAAUAUUCAGACGAGACUCCACAAAACAAAAGCCCGGAGCUUGAGUCCAACAACGUGCCGGAAGAUGAGGGACCACCAACCCCCCGCUUAACCGCGCCAACAUCAGACAUCCCUUCAGUUGACACUGAAAACAUGGAGGACCAAGCCUCUUUGCCAGCGCUGCCUGGGUUCUUGGACACCAACAAUUUCGGGCUGAGUCUUCAAUCAUACAUAACACCUACUCCCCCACCUCCCCCGCCAAAGGAUGAAACGAGCAUCACAUCGGACGCUGUCAUUGAGCCUCUUGACGUUGAACGUACCUCUACACCACCAGGUACCCCCGCAAAAUAUGCUCUUCCCAAGCCCGAUUAUGACGGCGCUGGCUGGGGUUCAGAGAGUGAGGAAGAAGUUGGCACUCCUGAAUCAGUUGUGCAUCAUGCGGUGUCUUAUGAGGAAUCUCCUCCCGCAGAGUCGCCAGUUGUCCCAGAGCAAACCGCAACUAUCAAAUCAUCAUCUGGUUCAAAGCUCAAGACCCGACCUUCCGCUACUCCGUCAGAUAUUAUGGCCAUGAGGGAAGCUAGGCGCCAAAUCAGCACCGAGUACCCAAUCCCACCCAUCCCACAGCGACACCGCAACCGCCCUUCUCAGAGCAUGGAGCGCGAUUUAGAAGAUCCGGAAGCUGUCUCUGAGAACGAGGGAAUGAAGCGAAUCCCAAGCCUCAAACGGGAUGGCCUUACGCUGGACAUCGGAAGCGAUCUUGGCCUUAGUCUCGACCAGGACUUCGAUCGACUGAUUGAAGCUCAAAAGCGCGGAUACCUUAUGCGUCAAAACACGAAGGUUGUAGUUGCGAGCAGUGGUACUGACGUUGAAGCUCAAAAUUUCCGUGACACUCGGUCUGCAGGCAAUUCUCCCGUAAAACAACCCCGCCCACAAUCAUGGACGGUGGAGCCUUGGAAUGGCUCGCCGAGGAAGAGAAGCACGAGAGACAGCACUGGUGGCAGGAAAAGGAUGCCAUCAGGACCAGCACCUCCUUUACCUGGGCAACAGAGCAAUGUCGCUGGCACUGGUUUGGGAAUGGUUGCAGAAGAUGCUCAGGUCGAUAUCAACGAGCCCGACAAUGGCGAGAGAGGCCGACUGUUCGUCAAGGUUAUCGGUGUUAAGGAUCUCGGCCUUCCAUUGCCAAAAAAUGAGCGCACCUGGUUUGCCCUCACUUUGGACAAUGGGGUUCACUGUGUCACGACAGCAUGGCUUGAACUUGGAAAGAAUGCCCCUAUCGGCCAAGAGUUUGAACUAGUCGUCCCCAACGAACUCGAAUUCCAACUCACCCUGAAUGCUAAGCUUCAAAAGCCGCCGCCACAGCGCGUUGUUGAAUCGCCAACAAAAGCGAAGGCCCCAAAGCCAUCUACAUUCUCCCGCGUUUUUACUUCGCCGAAGAAGCGCAAGGAGCUUGAGAUGAGGCAAAAGGAAGAACAGCAACGUGCUGCGGAUAAGCAACAGAGCGAGAUGGCUGCUAAGCGCAUGUCUCAGCAACCUACCGCGUGGGAUCUACUCUCCCCUCUUGCCGCAGAUGAUGGAAGCUUCGGUCGAUCAUACGUCUGCUUGAAGGAUCAUGAGCAACACUGCUUUGGAAGGCCAUACGUCGUUGAUGUUAACUGCUUCAACGAGUGGGCGACCGAGGAAGUUGGUGGCAUGAGCAGCGUCAAGAGCAAGACGGGAGCUACUCAAACCCGCCGCCGGGCACCUUACAAGGUUGGAAAGCUUGAGCUGCAGCUUCUAUUUGUCCCGAAGCCCAAGGGUGCUAGCGACGAUGAUAUCCCCAAGAGCAUGAACUCCUGCAUUCGCGCAAUGAAGGAGGCUGAGGAAGCAGUGGCUAGAUGCCACAGUGGCUACUUGAGCCAACAGGGUGGAGACUGUCCUUACUGGCGUCGUCGCAUGUUCAAGCUCAAUGGUAGCAAGUUGACGGCUUACCACGAAUCGACUGGCCAACCUCGUGCAACGAUCAACCUCGCCAAUGCGUCUAAGCUUAUCGAUGACCGCAGGGCAUUGACGCAGAAGGAAACCACAGGCAGAGGAGGUAGCCGCCGCAAGUCCGGCUUCGCCGAAGAGGAGGAGGGUUACAUGUUCGUUGAGGAGGGCUUCCGCAUCCGCUUCGGUAACGGCGAGGUCAUUGACUUCUACGCCGACACCGCCAAAGACAAGGAAGGGUGGAUGAAGGUCCUCGAUCAAUGCAUUGGCACGAGCAGCGAGGCCAAAAAUGGCGUCAGCUGGUGCGACAUGGUGCUCAAGAGAGAGGACAGCCUGAAGCGCAAGGAGAUCCGCAAAGCUUCUGGGGAGAAGCCACCGCGCUUUCACGCGAGGACGAAGAGCAUGAUCAUCUAAGGUAAGUUGCGCAUGAAGAGAGAUGCGGCAACGCGAACGACUUAUGAUGAAUCGGAAAUGAUACGAUGACUGGGUUUACUUUCGUUUCUUUCCCACGGGAUUUAAUUCCUCAUUCAAAAAAUAGGCCGGCCUGUCGGAUGACGUGGUUGAUAAAGUAGGGUUGUAUGGGAUUUGUACUGGUUUGAUGGUUUGUUUGGGUAUUUGCGUUUAUGGGGGUCUCUCGGCGAAUGCAUUGCUAUUGGGUCAUUUUCAUUGUCGAGUUGACCAUUAGACACCGUUUUAGCGGCCACUUGAGCAUAGUAAUAUUACAAAAUUCAAAUA